AUGCGAGUUCCAGGACGUCAUUUAGAAGAAGACGACUUGAUCGCUGGGACAACAUAUUUAUUCACCUGGCUUUUCGAGAUCCAUCGUGUAUUCGUUAUCACAGGCAUAAAGAAGGAGCAGUGGCAGAUGCCCAGCGAUCGAGUCGUCUUCUUCUCAGAAGGCAUCAUAAUUUUGAGUCAUGUGAUGAAGAAACUAGCCGACCUGCAAACAAACAGAGCAGCUCUCCUGUCGCUGAAAACCAAACUUAAGGAUAAUGUGACUUCACGCAAACAGAGGCUUCUCGAACAAGUGACAACAGCGGCUGACCAGUUAUUUAAUGUCAACCAAACUUCUCUUAAAAACACACAAAUUUUCUUGGAGUCAACUUUCGCCAAGGAGGAGACGGCAAUUCAGAAGAUGAAAAGCAACUUGGCAAAGUUGAAGAAAAUGCGUACUGAUCUGUGGCAAACGGCGUUCAAUAUACGUAAAGAGGUGAGUUGCAAGAAGCGCCGUCAUGCUUCAUUAGCAAUUGCAAGUCUGUCUUGUUUCACCAUCAACACUGCCUUACAUCACUCAGAGAUAGGCCCCGGCACAAUGUGCGAUAGGGCGUUUUGCGUAGAUUUAUGUUCUUUCAUAGGACUUGGGACCGCAUUCACUGCAACGGAGGCGUGGAAUCGAUAUUCAAAUAUUGUUAAAUUGAGCUGGAAAUGUGUUUUCCUCCAAAUCGUCUGUGCUGAAUAUCCUUUAACUUGUUUUGGUUGA
Messenger RNA from Dibothriocephalus latus, 741 nucleotides. NCBI's taxonomy places the organism in Eukaryota, Metazoa, Platyhelminthes, Cestoda, Diphyllobothriidea, Diphyllobothriidae. The record is from the annotation of a GenBank genome assembly.